CGCCCAUCUCCCUCUGUUUGCUACUGAGGUAUCGGUACAGGGGAAAGUGGGUGCUAUGGGUAAACGCAGUCCCUAACAUUCGCAAAUUAGCGUAACUAUCAGGACAGCAGCUCUACUAAAAACCGCAACCAUGUUCGGCCGGUCACGGAGUUGGGUUGGAGGACAGAGUAAAACGAAAAAUAUCCACUCCUUGGACCAUUUGAAAUACAUGUACCAUAUUCUCACCAAAAACACUACUGUAACGGAUCACAACCGAAACCUGCUCGUCGAGACCAUCCGCUCCAUCACAGAGAUCCUCAUUUGGGGGGAUCAGAAUGACAGCUCUGUGUUUGACUUUUUCUUGGAGAAGAACAUGUUUGUCUUCUUCUUGAACAUCCUGCGUCAGAAGUCUGGUCGCUACGUCUGUGUCCAACUGCUUCAGACCCUCAACAUACUGUUUGAAAACAUCAGCCACGAGACUUCAUUAUAUUAUCUGUUGUCGAACAACCAUGUCAACUCUAUCAUCGUCCACAAGUUCGACUUUUCAGAUGAAGAGAUAAUGGCUUACUAUAUUUCCUUCCUCAAGACUCUGUCUCUCAAGCUGAACAACCACACUGUGCACUUCUUCUACAACGAGCACACUAAUGACUUUGCCCUGUACACCGAAGCCAUUAAGUUUUUCAACCACCCAGAAAGCAUGGUUCGCAUCGCAGUUCGCACCAUCACACUCAACGUCUACAAAGUGUCAUUGGACAACCAGCACAUGCUGCACUACAUUCGAGAUAAGACAGCGGUUCCAUAUUUCAGUAACUUGGUCUGGUUUAUCGGCAGCCAUGUCAUCGAACUGGACAAGUGUGUGCAGACAGAUGAAGAGCAUAAGAACAGAGGGAAGUUAAGUGACCUGGUAGCAGAGCACCUGGACCACCUCCACUACCUGAAUGACAUCCUCAUCAUCAACUGUGAAUUUCUCAACGACGUGCUAACCGACCACCUCCUUAAUCGUCUCUUCCUGCCCCUCUAUGUCUACUCUUUGGUCAGUCCUGAGACGUCUGAAGAGCGGAAGAUUAAUCCCCAGGUGUCGCUCUACCUGCUGUCUCAAGUGUUUCUAAUCAUCCACUAUCAGCCCCUGGUCAACGCCCUUGCAGACGUUAUUCUCAAUGGAGACCUCUCUGUUUUCAGUUGCCAGCCAGAUGUUCACAGCACACACAAAAACAUGCAUGCCACCGCAGCAGGUGUGCGCCGCUUCGUCAAACCCUCAGAGUCUCUGGAGCGGUCCCUGGAAAUGUCUCGCCACCGGGGCCGCAAAAGAACUCAGAAAAGACCGAAUUACAAAAACCUGGGCGAGGAGGAUGACGAUAGAGCAGGGGGAGGCGGCAGCAGUUGUGCAGGAGAGGUGGAGGAAGGCUGGGAUGACGACGGCGGCAGAGGAGGAGAGAGGGAGAAGGGAAAAGGUACAGAGGGAUUAGGAGGAGGAGGAGGAAGUGGGAGCUCUAAGGGAGGCAGAGCGAGUGGGGAGAUGGCGGAAGAAAUUGAAAUGGUGGUGAUGGAAAAGUGUAGAGCAUCAGAACUGACUGAACAGAACAUCACCGAUGAAGAGAAGACCGCUGCUGCCACGAGAACACACACAGAAAGAAGCAGGCCGUUCCUGGACAUGGUGUACAGCGCCCUGGAGUGCACCAAUGAUGACUACCACGCUCUGUUUGUGCUCUGUCUACUUUAUGCUGUCUCACACAGCAAAGGUGUGAACCGUGAUCUUCUGGAGCGUCUGCAGUUGCCGGUUCCCGACCAGGAGAGAGGUUCUUACAGCGUGGUGCUUGUGGAAAAACUGAUCAGAAUAAUGAACCAGGCAGCGUUGCCAGAUGGGAAAGUUCGCCUCGCAACACUUGAGCUGUGCUGCCUUCUGUUGAAGCAGUCGGUUUUGUCGGGAAGCCACUGUAUAAUCAAAGAUGUCCAUCUAGCCUGCCUCGAGGGUGCCAGAGAAGAAAGUCUGCAUUUACUGCGGACCUUUUACAAGGGUGAAGAAAUCUUUCUGGACAUGUUUGAAGAUGAAUACAGAAGCAUGACGAGUAAACCUCUGAAUGUGGAGUACCUAAUGAUGGAUGCCUCCAUACUGCUGCCGCCCACCGGCACCCCUCUGACGGGUAUCGACUUUGUAAAGAGACUACCUUGUGGAGACGUAGAGAAGACCCGCAAGGCUAUUCGAGUGUUCUUCAUGUUGAGGUCAUUGUCACUUCAGCUUCAGGGAGAACCAGAAACUCAGCUCCCUUUGACCAGACCCGAAGACCUAAUCAAGACAGAUGAUGUCUUAGACCUCAAUAACAGUGACUUGAUAGCAUGUAUGGUAGUCAGCAAAGAUGGCAGCCAAGCCCAGAGGUUCCUCGCUGUAGAUGUGUACCAGAUGAGUCUAGUUGAACCAGAAACCAAACGUCUCGGUUGGGGAGUAGUCAAGUUUGCCGGCCUUUUGCAGGACAUGCAGGUGUCUGGUGUUGAGGACGACAGCCGAGCUCUGAAUAUUGUUAUUCAUAAACCGAGCUCCAACCCUCACGCCAAGCCCCUGCCAAUUCUGCAGGCCAACUUCAUCUUCGCCGAUCACAUCCGCUGCAUCAUCGCCAAGCAGAGACUCGCCAAGGGUCGCAUUCAGGCUCGACGCAUGAAGAUGCAAAGGAUUGCAGCUCUGUUGGACCUGCCGGUGCAGCCCAGUGCUACGGAGGUGAUGGGUUUCAGUCAGUCUGCCAGCCCCUCUCCCAGCGGCCUGCCGUUCCGAUUCUACGAGCAGUCCAGACGAGCGCCCAAUGAUCCCACUGCAAACAGAUCAGUAUUUGCUUCUGUCGACAAAGUACCAGGUUUUGCAGUGGCCCACUGUGUGCCCCAGCACAGUCCCUCACCGCUCUCCUCCCCAUCGCCUCCCUCCAGUGGGAGUGGAAGCACAGGGAGAUGCGACUCUGUUACUGCAAGCACUACGUCUGUUCAGAGCCCGUCAGACGAUUGUGCAUAUUUGGAGCACACUCCAUCCUCAUCCUCAGGCGGUGAAGGUGAAGGAGGAGGCGGAGAAGCUCCUUCUACUCCUUCAAACCCGGUCCCGGCUCCAGCCCUGGCGCCGAGCCUCACCCCGGCCUCCCAGCCCACCAUCUCCCUGCUGACGGACAGCAACGCUGACACGUUGAGCGUGGAGUCGCUCACGCUGCUGCCCCCCGCAGACUCCCCGCACCUGCAUCCGUGUGCUGUGGCCCACUCCCUACAGAGACCUGAAGCCUCCAUAAUGGAGGAGGAAGAGGAGAGAGAGGCUUGUAGGGAAAGAGAAGAGGAGCUGCAGGAAGAGGAUGGGUCGCUGAUGGACGAGACGGAGACGGAUGCUACGGUUAAAGACGAAACUACUGAAACAACUGACUUGAUCACACCUACUGAUGAAGGACCCGACGGAGCAGACCAGCAAGGUGAGGAUGCAUCUCUAGAGGUAGAAAGAGAGAGCGCAACAGCAACAGAGUCUGUGGAGACGACACACGCCGAAACAGCAGAGUCACCUGAACUGGAUUAAACAGCCUCACAUUUCUAUGUUCACA
Messenger RNA from Xiphophorus hellerii (green swordtail), 3539 nucleotides. It is a transcript of the gene clec16a, whose product is annotated as C-type lectin domain containing 16A. Bases 131 to 3514 code for a protein of 1127 amino acids. Lineage: Eukaryota; Metazoa; Chordata; Actinopteri; Cyprinodontiformes; Poeciliidae. The record is from RefSeq and is a predicted model, not a curated record. Gene Ontology annotation, biological process: vacuolar transport; endosomal transport; regulation of autophagosome maturation. The transcript is spliced from 24 exons. Gene Ontology annotation, cellular component: late endosome; Golgi apparatus.